Messenger RNA from Spodoptera littoralis (African cotton leafworm), 744 nucleotides. Lineage: Eukaryota; Metazoa; Arthropoda; Insecta; Lepidoptera; Noctuidae. The record is from the annotation of a GenBank genome assembly.
AUGGCUACGGAGGCGGUGGCGAGUGCGGGUGCGGAGAUUCGAGAAAAUUUGGUAACAACAGCGGUACAGUUCCUGACAAAUCCAAGUGUACAACGAUGCACCUUGGAAAGCAAGGAACGCUUUCUACGUGGCAAAGGUCUCACCGACCCUGAAAUACAAAAGGCUUUAGGAAAAUGUGCAGAAAUGAUGGACCUUCCGUCCAUGACUUCAGAGCUCAUGUUCGUACAUCAGUCACGGAGGUCGUGGUUCAGAGACAAUGUGCUCCCAAUCUUGAUUUACGGAGGCUUCAUGUAUGGAUGUUACUGGUUUUACAAAAACUACAUAAGGCAUAUCCUUUUCGUGCAGCAACCAAAGCGCAAGACGACAGAGGAAUGCAUCGAUGAGCUGCGCAAGAGUGUCGAUAUACUCAACUCUAACUUUAUGGCACUGCGCACUGAAAUGCAAGCGAACGUCCACCAGAGCGCGAUGCGAUCGCAAGUCGACAGCAUCAAGGCGGAGUUAACGUCUGUCAAGUCUAUUAUGUUAAAUAGGAAUCAAUUUCCCGCUCUCAAGACCCGCACAGACCCCCCCUCAAUUCCCGACUGGCAGCGGCAGUCAGAAGAAGCGACCUCAACCGAAGUACCUCAGGAAGAGAAGAAGAAGAAGAACAGAAGUCGCAGCCAGCGGUCCGAGUCCGGAGGAUCCAACUCCAGCGAGGGAGAGCAGGCUACCAAGAAUAGCGACAGUAGUUUGGAAAUCAUGUAA